AAAUACUUAAUUUGUUCAUUAUCAUUUGUUGCCUGUCAGUAAAUAGUGAAAAAGUUACAACUAUAUAAGCUUACACAAUUUUCAUCAAUACUUUUGUCACAGAUGAACAUUCACUAGAUACUCUAGAUUACUCUAUGCUAGAUAGGAAAGAAUGUCUGAACAAGUGAAAUACGACAAAACUUGGAUUAUCAAUUGUUUUUCAAACAACAAACACACUACCUCCACACCAAUGAGAGUAGGUUUUCUUAACCACUCACUGAACAUCUUUGCAGACAAAGUAAAUGAAUUCAUAUACCUCACGCCUGAAACAUACGUCAUGCACUCGACACUUCAUUUAGGAAUUUUAUCAUUUGAUUCAUGUCAUCACGGUAAAUGGGUUCUGAGCUUUAGCAAUGAACCAUCAGGAAUGGAUUGUAUCGAAACAUUGAGGAAAAAUGAUAUCAAAGUGACGGACAUCCAGAAAUUAAUAUCAGAAAGAGCACACUUUGAAGAUGCUAUAAUCAAAACUGUUACUGAUGUAGGUUUCCCACAUUUUGUAGCUGAAGUGGAAAAUGCCAUAAAAACAAAAAUGUUUGAUCAUUAAAAUUAAUUUUAAUCAAAAAUAAGAGUAAUAAUUAUAAUUAUAAUAUUAAAAUUAAUAUU
Molecule: messenger RNA, 642 nt
Organism: Rhopalosiphum maidis (corn leaf aphid)
Lineage: Eukaryota; Metazoa; Arthropoda; Insecta; Hemiptera; Aphididae
Exons: 2
Coding region: 152-583 (143 amino acids)
Source: RefSeq, a predicted model, not a curated record